AAAUCAAAGAAGCUUGUUUUAAAAAAAAUCCAUUAGCUGCCAGCCUAAUUUGUCUCUGUGUGCGCAACCCACACGUGAGAGCACGCAUCUAUUCAACAACUUCUCUGUGUGUUUCGUGUAAUAUAUAUACAUACAACAAAGGGACUUGGGUGAUCUCAUUUCAGUGUAGCUUUAAAGCUUUCGAAGAUAUAUAACCCAAUUGAAGAAGAAACCAAAGUGUUCCCCCGAAUCUCAGCUUCUGUGCGAGAGAAGAUGACAGGAGGAGCCAUGUCUCUUUUAUCCAAGUUACGGUGUAUCACAGUAGAUGUUACUGGUACACUCAUAGCUUACAAAGGAGAGCUUGGUGAUUACUAUUGUAUGGCUGCUAAAGCCAUUGGCUUGCCCUGUCCUGAUUACAAACGUGUCCAUGAAGGUUUCAAGCUAGCUUACACUGACAUGGCUCAAAAGUACCCUUGUUUCGGUUUCUCCGCCAAAAUACCAAACCUUGUCUGGUGGAAAACCGUUGUCAGAGACUCAUUUGUCAAGGCAGGAUAUGAGUAUGAUGAGGAGACAUUUGAGAAAGUGUUCAAACGAAUCUAUUCAACGUUUGGUUCUGCUGCACCUUACUCUGUCUUUCAAGAUUCUCGCCCCUUCUUGAGAUGGGCACGCCAGAAAGGUCUUAUAGUUGGACUUGUUAGCAACGCCGAGUAUCGAUAUCAAGAAGUUAUUUUACCUGCCUUGGGUUUGAACAAGGGAGAGUGGGAUUUUGGGGUGUUCUCUGGUAUUGAAGGGGUGGAGAAACCAGAUCCGAGGAUUUACAAGUUGGCUCUAGAGAGAGCUGGGAACAUUGCGCCUGAAGAGGUUUUGCAUAUCGGAGAUAGUAUGCGUAAAGAUUAUGUUCCGGCAAAGAGUAUUGGGAUGCAUGCUUUGUUGCUUGAUAGGUUUAAGACAGAAGCUGCUAAAGACUGGAGGGAAGCUGGAGCUAUUGUGCUUCCUGAUUUGGUUGCUGUUCAACAGCUUUUGGAGUCUGAUAAGUUGAAAUGUUAAAAAAAAAUAGAGUUUAUCUUAAUUCUUCAGGUUCUCAAAGGUCAAGAUCUAUUCAAACAGAAAAUACAAUUCCAACUUGGUGAAUCACUUAACAAGUGCAGUUUUUAAUAAUCUACAUAAGCAAGAAAGCAUGCCUCUCCUUACUUUAUUUUGAGAUUAUUACACAACAUAACAUAUGUUUACAUUUAUGACUUAAACAGGUGCUUCAGCCCUGGGAGGGAUCUUCCUUAUGACAGAGAUGGAAUCUCCAACUUUGAUUGUCUUGUUACCUUUGCCUUGGUUGUUGUUGGUAAUGUGCCAAUUCCAAACCAUAUCCUUACCAAAGAAAACCUGUCAUAAACCGAAAUCGAAAUCGAUUUAGCAUCAAUGUACAAACAAGAUAACUUGAGAUCUUUUAUAGGUCUUUCAAUA
Brassica napus (rape) is the source of this 1437-nucleotide messenger RNA. RefSeq names its product haloacid dehalogenase-like hydrolase domain-containing protein 3. The record is from RefSeq and is a predicted model, not a curated record. NCBI's taxonomy places the organism in Eukaryota, Viridiplantae, Streptophyta, Magnoliopsida, Brassicales, Brassicaceae. The transcript is spliced from 5 exons. The coding region runs from base 253 to 1026 and encodes 257 amino acids.